CCAUUGACUCGGUAGCUUCUUCGGGAAGGUGUCCUUAAACCGACAGCAGUUGCUGCACUGUUUCAGAUCUGCAAUCAACAUCAACUUUUACAAAAAUCGGGUUAGCAUCAUCAACCAUUGUCUUUCGCGUUUCUGUCGUCUGAGAAUUAUUCUUAUGUGCUUAGCUCAUUUCACAACCAUCUUUCUUAUCCUUUUAGAACACUCUCUCCACUUACUGUUUUCUUAAUGAAUUAUUCUCAGUGAAAACUGUAUUGAAAGCUAUUGGUUGAACCAAACAAUGCAUUUAGUUCUUACAAAAAAACCAUCAACUGACUUUGUACGCAUUUGCUUCUUCUACUGAUAUUCUCAGUAAAUAUGGUAUACUGUGGCACACUGGUCAAGUCUCUAUCAACAAACAUAACAACUGCAACUCGACCCACCUGCUCUCCUGCAAAAGAUGGUAAUGAACAAGGUCAUAAGGGCACCAGGUAGGUUGAGAGUAGCUUCCAGGUAUUUGACAUGUUUAAUUUUGAUAAGAAGAUAGGUCACCAAUAUGUUUACUUUGACAGCUCAAGAGGAAGAAGGUCAACAGAACAAGAAACAGUUGUUGGUUCUAUGCAAACGAUUAUUUGUAUUGUUCAAUUGCUGCUUUUCUUGGUCUGUAUUGAGAUCGAUCAUUGUUUAGAUAUCAGUAACAGUGUGCAAUCGGAAUUUGAAAGUGCUUUGAACUUGGAUCAUAAAGGAUGGUGGAUGUGGCUGCUGCUGGUGUGGGGAACGCAAGUAAGGAUCCAAAUUUGAUCCCACCACCUCCUCCAACCAUUCCACCCAAUGUGAAGCCAAGAGUCCUGACUUCUCCCAAGUAUUCUAUUACGAGUAGGAAACAAUUGCUUGCGAACCACUUCAAACUCACUGCGAAAGCUCCAGAUUUUGUAUUCUACCAAUAUUCUGUUCAUAUUACUUCUGAAAACAAGAAGCCCGCUCAAGGCAAGGGAAUUGGCAGAAAACUGGUUGACAGGCUCUAUCAAACAUAUUCUUCUAAACUUGCUGAUAACAAGUUUGUGUAUGAUAAAGAGAAAGCUCUAUAUACAGCUGGUCCUCUGCCGCAAAACAAGCUUGACUUUACAGUUCCCCUGCAGGAGACAUUUGCAAAGAGAAGCAGAUAUUCCGGAAGGAAUUCAAGAAGUUUACAAGGAAGUUCAAGCAAAGUUCAGUUGGCAGUGCUGUUUGUAUGCGCUUCACGAAGUGGUAAUGUUUGUGAAAGAACCUCAUCUUAAACUGGAACAGAUUUUCAGUUAAAUGUGACUUCAGCUUAUCAGAAGGUUGUGUGCGCAUCAGUGUUUUGCUGAAUUGCAAAGUAUUAUUCCUUCAUGGUCAAAGCUUAUGCUCAGUGGCUCAGCCAGCCCCUCCAAUUAUGUGAAUUUGCUAUUUGUUGUCUAUAUCUGUAUGAAUAUUAAGUGGUAGCUUCCAACCUCUUACAUUCACUCUGUACUUCUUUCAAACCUGUAUUUACACUUUCUUUUCUACUCUUUCAUUUUCAGUUAAGUUUCAGUUUCUAAUUCCCGCAGCAAAGCGCGGGCGACUAUUACUAGUGAUACUUCAGGCGAGAAGACCUUUUUUUUUUUU
This is a messenger RNA of Rosa chinensis, 1602 nucleotides long. Its product is annotated as protein argonaute 4A-like. The transcript has 6 exons. Lineage: Eukaryota; Viridiplantae; Streptophyta; Magnoliopsida; Rosales; Rosaceae. Bases 723 to 1253 code for a protein of 176 amino acids. The record is from RefSeq and is a predicted model, not a curated record.